AAGGCACUUGUCAGUUAUCGUAUCUCUAUAUAUAAAUAUGCAUGACUUUCUCCUGUAAUUAAUCUUAUACCACCCACCCCACCCCACCCCACCCAAGAAAAAGGUAGAGAUUUUGUGAGAUGAGCAUCCUUCUAUAGACUAAUUAGUAUAGUUGGUGAUAUUUGAAUUGUGGGAAAAUGGGUCUGAGGGAAAUCGGAGAAACACUGCCACCAGGUUUCAGGUUUUAUCCGAGCGAUGACGAGUUGGUUUGCCAUUAUCUGUACAAGAAGAUUGCUAAUGAACAAGUCCAUAGGGGUACUUUGGUUGAGAUCGAUCUUCAUACAUGUGAGCCAUGGCAGCUCCCUGAUGUGGCGAAGCUGAACUCGAACGAGUGGUACUUCUUUAGCUUCCGUGACCGGAAGUAUGCAACGGGGUUCAGGACGAAUAGGGCUACGACGUCGGGCUACUGGAAGGCGACGGGCAAAGAUCGGGCAGUGCUCGACCCUAGGAGCCGGGCGGUGGUUGGAAUGAGAAAGACUUUGGUUUUUUACAAGAAUAGAGCUCCUAACGGGAUCAAGACGGGGUGGAUCAUGCACGAGUUCCGACUCGAGAACCCUAACGUGCCUCCUAAGGAAGACUGGGUACUAUGCAGAGUAUUUCACAAAUCCAGAUCAUCAUCAUCAAGUGAUCAUCAUCAUCAUCAGAACAGCAAAGAAUCAUCGAUCAUCCCACACAGCACCGAUCUGUACGCUGAUUCCACAGCUGUUGCCACUUCCCCCAAUUUGGCUGCUUCCCCCACAAACAACGACAUCCAACAUGCCUAUCAAAACAUCAUCACUUCUUUUUUCCACACCCAAAACCCCAGCACCUCCCUCGGCCUGACGUCGUCCCCCCUCGACCACCCGGCCGCCUACCUCCACGACUGCAUGCAGCCAGCUCAAAACAGGAUGGUUCUUGAGGCUAAGUGUGAGGAUGACUACGGCUUCUUGUUCGAUUUCGAUGCCUCCAAUGGUGUGCCUUCCAGUCUUGAAGAUAUGGGGUUUGAUGAUGAUCAUCAUCAUGAUAUGUAACAACUAGGGUUUCCUUCGUGAUCUUGGGAUUUGUGGGCUUGAUCAUCAUCGUUUUAUUAAUUUGGUGUAUAUGUAUGUAUAUGUGGAAUUGCAUGUGAGAAUUCAUGUGAUAGCUAGGUGAUAAAGUGUUUGAAUAUUUCAAAAGAAAUUGUUUAGGUGGUAUAUAUUCGAUAGUUAAUUAGGGUUUAUAUUAUAUAUAUAAAACUUUGCGGGAU
Messenger RNA from Sesamum indicum (sesame), 1264 nucleotides. Its product is annotated as NAC domain-containing protein 21/22. Gene Ontology annotation, molecular function: DNA binding. Lineage: Eukaryota; Viridiplantae; Streptophyta; Magnoliopsida; Lamiales; Pedaliaceae. Gene Ontology annotation, biological process: regulation of DNA-templated transcription. The record is from RefSeq and is a predicted model, not a curated record.